Messenger RNA from Fragaria vesca subsp. vesca, 1128 nucleotides. RefSeq names its product GDSL esterase/lipase At5g55050-like. The record is from RefSeq and is a predicted model, not a curated record. Gene Ontology annotation, molecular function: hydrolase activity, acting on ester bonds. Bases 1 to 1128 code for a protein of 375 amino acids. NCBI's taxonomy places the organism in Eukaryota, Viridiplantae, Streptophyta, Magnoliopsida, Rosales, Rosaceae. The transcript is spliced from 5 exons.
AUGGCCAAUAACAACGGGUGGAUUUUUUUGUUUUCUGUUUGGCUCUUUGUGUACAAUCUGGCCAUGCUAGAUUUCCAUGCAACCUCUGCACAGGAAAAUAUUACUGUGCCUGCAAUUUACAUAUUUGGAGAUUCUACAGUAGAUGUUGGAACCAAUAGUUACUUGCCUAAAUGUAAAGCCAGGGCAGAUAUGCCUCACAAUGGGAUUGAUUAUCCAGGCUCUAAAGCAACAGGAAGAUUUAGCAACGGUCACAACGUCGCAGAUUUCCUCGCACAGUUCCUGGGUUACAAGGAGAGCCCGCCACCUUUUCUCUCUCUUUUAAACAAGAAGAAGCAGAUUCCUAAGAGGAGGAUUCCAACAAAGGGAGUUAACUUUGCAUCAGGUGGAUCAGGACUUCUGGAUGAUACUGGUAAACUACUAUGGGGAGAUGUUGUUUCCUUUGGGAAACAAGUGCAGCAAUUCCGAACUGUACGUAACAAUAUAUCGGAAUCAUGGGGUGCUGGUGGAUUGGCUAACAUUUCAAAGUCCAUAUUCAUUAUCAGCGUCGGAAGCAACGACAUGUUUGAAUUGUUCGCUGCCAAUAAGUAUAACCUAACGAAGAAAACCGAAAAAGACUUCUUGAGCAGACUCAUCUCCUCUUACGAAACUCAUCUAAGGGACCUGUUCAAGCUCGGAGCAAGGAAGUUUGGGAUCAUCGGCGUCCCGGCGAUUGGGUGCUGCCCCGUCCAGAGAAAACUCAGUGAAACAGGUGGGUGUUUGGAGGCCAUGAAUGCUUAUUCUCACUUGUUCUUCACGUCACUCCAAGUCCUCUUGAAGGAGUUAAGCUCAGAAUGCAAAGGGAUGCUAUACUCACUUGGAGAUACUUAUACAAUGACCAACGUUAUUAUGGAGACACCUCUCCCAUUGGGGUUGGUGGAGGUGGCAAAAGCUUGUUGUGGUAAAGGGAAGUUGAAUGCAGAGUUACGAUGUGAACAAGAUUCAAAUUUGUGUGAAAAUCGCCAUGGCUACUUGUUCUGGGAUCAAUACCAUUCAUCACAGGCUGCGUCUGGAAUGUUAGCCAUGUAUCUGUUUGGUGGUGCUCCAUUUAUGGUGUCACCCAUGAGUUUCAGUCAAUUGGCCGUUGCAUAA